Anthonomus grandis grandis is the source of this 2144-nucleotide messenger RNA. RefSeq names its product peroxidase-like. Gene Ontology annotation, molecular function: peroxidase activity; heme binding. Lineage: Eukaryota; Metazoa; Arthropoda; Insecta; Coleoptera; Curculionidae. The record is from RefSeq and is a predicted model, not a curated record. Gene Ontology annotation, biological process: response to oxidative stress. The transcript is spliced from 12 exons. Bases 160 to 2124 code for a protein of 654 amino acids.
AGUGUAAUAAAAAGGGUUAAUCCUCUUAUCGUUCUUUUAUUCGUUAGUUUAUUUAAUAUCUUUUAAAAAUCUAUUCGGUACCAGAUUUUUUUUCCGUUUCAGACACACGUGAGGUCAAAUUAGUCCUACAGCACAACUAGUUAUAUUGUGUUACCAACAAUGAAUGCUAUUGCAACAAAAGGCUUGUGGUAUAUACUGCUCACCUAUGCAGGCUUAUUGCAAAACGUAGUUUCUUUAUGCCCUUAUACACAGAUUAGUCUUCAAAAACAAAACGAACUGCAUAGUUUAAGUAAAAAAAGUAACUCCAGCUUAUGCGGAACAAAUCCUUCUUCCUGUAAAACAUCUGCUUACCGAUCUUACGAUGGAUCUUGCAAUAAUUUAGCUAAUCCCAGCUGGGGUACAGCUAAUAAUGUUUAUGAUAGAUGGUACCCAGCAGAUUAUGGCGAUGGCGAGCGUACCCCCAGAUUAGCCAAAAAUGGCAAUGAUCUUCCUAGUGCUAGAAAGGUUUCUACCACCGUUUAUCCUUCAGAAACCUUUAAUAAUCCUCUGUAUACUCUCGUUGCUAUGCAAUAUGGGCAAUUAAUUGCCCAUGAUAUGGGAUCAGUGGUUUCAAGAAAUACUAGGAUUUCUUGUUGUUCAACUGAUAAUAGAUUACUUAAUCCACCUCCUGAUGAAUGUUACGCAAUCGAAAUUCCUUUAGAUGAUCCUGUAUAUAGUCAACAUAAUUACACUUGUCUCACUUUUACCAGACCAUUGACCAAUGAAUUAAGUGGUUGUCGCGGUGAAGGAGCCCAAGUUGAGCAGAUUACAUCUGUGACACCCUUUAUAGAUCUUGACAUAAUUUAUGGUACUACUAUCAAAGAUAAUAAAGCACUGAGAGCUUUAGUAGGAGGAAAACUGCUCACCAACAUUAGCAAGGGUCAAGAGAUGCUUCCAACCAACUCCAAGCCAAAUUAUGUUUGCUAUUCUUUUAAUGGCUCUUACUUACCGUGCUACUUUACGAGUGAUAUAAGCAGAGUAAAUCAAAAUCCUGAACUUACUAUUCUCCAUAUUAUUUUUGUUAGAGAACAUAACAGAAUUGCAAAAGAAUUGUUAUUCUAUAAUCCUCAUUGGGAUGAUGAACAUAUAUUUCAGGAAGCAAGAAAAAUCAACAUUGCACAACAUCAACACAUAUCGUAUUACGAAUAUUUGCCUAUUCAUCUUGGACCUUUACACGUAUAUUCUAGUAAGCUUCUAUAUAAUACUACUGGUUUUGUAGAUGACUAUAAUGAAACAAUUAAUCCCGCUGUUUAUAAUGAACAUGCUACUGCGGCUAAUAGACAUUUCCAUACCUUGAUUCAAGGCCAGCUGAAACUUAUGAAUGAGCUAAGAGUAACCAAAAGCAGCGACAGAUUAAGCAACAACUUUUUAUCACCCCAUCUUUUGGAACGAGAUUUAGAAAGCUUUGAUGAUCUUACCAGGGGAAUGUGCACCCAAGCUAUGGACCGUUCUGAUGCAUACCAUACAUCAGAGAUCACCAGUCAUUGGUUGAGAAAUCCAAAAACUCAUCCAAUCGGCCAAGAUUUAAAAUCAAUUGACAUUCAAAGAGGCAGGGUUCACGGUCUUGCUUCUUAUAACGAGUAUAGAAAAUUAUGCGGACUUCCUAAAGCCUCUACUUUUUUAGGUUUUCUUGACCAUAUCUCGUUAUUAAAUGUACUAAAACUAAAAUAUCUUUAUAAUAGUCCUGAUGAUGUUGAUCUAAUGGUUGGUGCUACUUUAGAAGAUCUUGUACCAGGAGCACUUGCUGGACCUACCAAUCUUUGCAUCUUGACCAAACAGUAUUAUAAAACUAGGGUUGCAGAUCGUUUUUGGUAUGAACAUUCUGAAUCUGGAUUUUCUUUACCUCAACUAAAGCAAAUACGAAAAGCAAGUAUUUCUAAGCUUAUUUGCGAUAACACCAAUAUUAAGCUUAUGCAACCAUCGGGAUUCAAGCAAAUUUUUCCAGUUAACCCACUGACCGAUUGUGAUUUGCUGCCAUCCAUAGAUCUCUCAUUAUGGAAGGAUCACUCGACGUGUCCAGAUGAUGAAAGCACUACUAUUGAAACAGGAUCGGGAUCUAAUGAAGGAAUAACAGAUAUCUUUUAAUAGAUAAAAUAUUGUUCUUA